Molecule: messenger RNA, 353 nt
Organism: Dissoconium aciculare CBS 342.82
Lineage: Eukaryota; Fungi; Ascomycota; Dothideomycetes; Mycosphaerellales; Dissoconiaceae
Exons: 1
Coding region: 118-294 (58 amino acids)
Source: RefSeq, a predicted model, not a curated record
GGAAGUUCGGGGUUUUCUGUCUUUCUUCUUUUCGGGUCGGGGAAGAGUGCUGGUCGCUGCCUUUCGAGGGUUUGCCUUCUUUCGGGAGGUGAUGUAUGAUUUCUCCCUUUCGAUGCGAUGGUACGGUCGUGUCUCUGCGGCUCUGGCUCGGCAGGUAUAUUGUGUAUGCUGUGCGAGAGUGCUGCGCUUGCGCGAUUGGAAAUUUAUAGUAUUUAUCUGUGUACAGCAGCAGGUAGUUUAUUGGAGGAUCAAGCCGAAAAAAACGCGGCGAGUCUUAGGGUCCGUAAUCGAUAGGCGGAAUUGACGGUACGCCGCGGCUUGUGAUAUCUUUGUCUCGACAUCUCUAUUCUACA